Aspergillus bombycis is the source of this 1059-nucleotide messenger RNA. Its product is annotated as alkene reductase. Lineage: Eukaryota; Fungi; Ascomycota; Eurotiomycetes; Eurotiales; Aspergillaceae. The record is from RefSeq and is a predicted model, not a curated record. Bases 1 to 1059 code for a protein of 352 amino acids. The transcript has 3 exons. Gene Ontology annotation, molecular function: NADPH dehydrogenase activity; FMN binding.
AUGGGCUCAGUCGAUAUUGUUGGACCUCUGUUUCAGCCCCUACGCUUGGGUGCGGUGUCCCUAAGCCAUCGAGUUAUCCAGGCUCCAUGCACUCGGAUGCGAUCGACGAAGGAGUCCGACGGCGUGUUCGUUCCCAAUGAACUGAAUGUUGAAUACUAUUCACAGCGAGCCUCACCCGGAGGUCUCAUGCUGACCGAGGCAACUCCGAUUAGUCGACUUGCUGCUGGAUAUCCAGGUGUCCCCGGUAUUUUCACGGCCUCACAGAUCGCCGGCUGGAAGAAUGUCACAGAUGCGGUGCAUGCCAAAGGCGCCUACAUAUAUUGUCAAUUAUGGCAUGUUGGUCGGGCGACAGUGCCGUCAUUCAUCGAAGGAAACCAGGCCCUGAGUGCCAGUGACAUUCCCAUUAGCGGAAAGGCAUUGGACGGUAGCGAGUAUGCUGCGACGCCGCCGCGACCCAUGAGUGUGGAGGAGAUCCAAGAGACUGUGAAUGAAUAUGCCGCUGCCUCCAGAAGAGCCAUUGAAGCCGGGUUUGAUGGGGUUGAAAUUCAUGCCGCAAAUGGAUACCUCCUGGACCAGUUCCUACACGACAAUGUGAAUAAUCGGACAGACGACUAUGGCGGCUCUAUCGAGAAGCGGUCCCGUAUUGUUCUCGAAGUACUCAAAGCAGCCUCCGCGGCCAUUGGGGCGGACCGUAUCGGAAUUCGUCUCUCGCCAUAUAACUACUUCCAGGAUACUCGAGACUCAAACCCGAAUGUCCACUGGCUCUCGCUCUGCUCGCAAAUUGCCAGCCUCCCCACGGAAUCGCGACCCGCAUACGUGCACAUGGUUGAGCCUCGCUUUGACGAGGUGCUGGACGAAAACGCCAAAAUCGAUUCGCUUGCGUUGGAGAGACCGUCCUUGGAUGUGUUCCGACCAGCACUCAAGAAGGGCGGCAUCGCAUUCCUGGCCGCGGGGAGUUUCAACCCUCAGAAUGCGGGACCGAAGUUGAUUGAUGACGGAGCCGACGCCGUGUCUUCGGCCGCUGGUUCAUCUCGAACCCUGAUCUGCCUCGACGGUUGA